Messenger RNA from Calypte anna (Anna's hummingbird), 5240 nucleotides. RefSeq names its product dual serine/threonine and tyrosine protein kinase (gene DSTYK). The record is from RefSeq and is a predicted model, not a curated record. The transcript is spliced from 13 exons. Gene Ontology annotation, molecular function: ATP binding; protein kinase activity. Bases 182 to 2983 code for a protein of 933 amino acids. NCBI's taxonomy places the organism in Eukaryota, Metazoa, Chordata, Aves, Apodiformes, Trochilidae. Gene Ontology annotation, biological process: protein phosphorylation.
GAAGGCGGCGGCGGGGGUAGGGGAGGCGGGAGGGGGGGGGAGGGGGGGAGGCGAGGAUAAACACGGCCUCCGGGAGCGCGCCGUUCCCUCCGUGAGAGCGGAGAGGCCGGGAAGAGGCAGCCUGGCAGGGUCCGAGUGUCCCCCGUGGUGGGGAGGGGAUAGCGGAACGGACCCGGAGGACAUGGAGGGCGAGGGGGCCCCUGCGUGGCGGGGCCCGGGCGGGGGUUUGGUCCGCGAACUGUGCCGCUCCUUCGGGCACUACAACCGGCACCUGGCUCGGCUGCAACACAACCUGCGGGAGACCAAGAAGUUCUUCCGCGACGUUAAGUACUCCCAGGGCCACCUCUUCGCUUCUGCCGCAGCCGGGGAAGGCCUCCCCGCCGCCACCGGAGAUGGGGACCCCCGGGACGGGCCCUGCCCCGGCGGGCAGAAUUUCAUUUCCUUCCCUCUCCAUGAGGAAGAGCAUCUCCAGAGGACUGUGAGCUGGCACCCUUGCCUUCUGAUUCUUGGCCAGAACUGUAAUGCCAAAUGCCAGUUACUCAACCUCCUGCUGGGGGAGAAGCUGCUCCCCACCCCCCCACUCAGGAAGGAGGAAAACUGCAAGAGGCGCCGGAUCCGACUGACCCACGGGACCCAAACCCGGCUCAGCCUGGCCCUGCCUGAGCAGUAUGAACUGGUCCAUAUGAUGGCAGCACACAGAGGGCACUGGGACACCAUCCCAGAGGAGGAUUUAGAAAUUCAUGGGGACAGUGAAGAUCCUGCUCACCAGAUAGCAGAGCUGGAGGUGAUGCUGCCAUACUCACUGUUAAAGGAAGUGGAUGUUGUGGUAGCACCAUGCCGUGGGUCCCAGUCUGCUGAAGCCACCCUAAGGGAGUAUGUGAACCAAGUCCUGCCUGUUGUCAUCUUUGCCAUCAGUGAGGCUGAGCUUUCCUCCUCAGACGAGGACGAACUGCGUGAAAUCAAAGAGAAAUUCUCCUUGCCCAUUUUCUUCUUCAAAGUGCCAGAGGCUGGGGUCGAGCUGAUCUCUCCUAAAAAAACUGAGCAUGAAAAGUCUUCUCUUUACAGCCAGCUGAUGGACCUGGAGUAUCUGAGCAGCAACCACUGCAGCUGUGGGGGACCUGGUCCCAACGCUGAUGCCCAGAGCAUGCUGGUGGAGCAGCUGGAGAAGCUCCGUCUCCUGAGCACUUUUUCCAGGCAGGUUCUUCAGAAGCACCUGGUGGCAGCAGCUACCAGCUUGAAUGAAGUGCACUGCCACUGCCUGAACAUCUUCAUCAACCAGGCCUUUGACAUGCAGAGGGACCUCCAGAUCACCCCCAAAAGGUUGGAGUACACCCGCAAGAAGGAGAAUGAGCUCUACGAGUCUCUGAUGAACAUCGCCAACCGCAAGCAAGAGGAGAUGAAGGACAUGAUCGUGGAGACUCUGAGCAAUAUGAAAGAGGAGCUCUUGGAGGAUGCUGCUAAUAUGGAAUUCAAAGAUAUCAUCAUUCCAGAAAAUGGGGAACCUGUAAGCUCCAAGGACAUCAAAUGUUGUAUUAAGCAAAUUCAGGAACUGAUUAUUUCUCGAUUAAACCAAGCAGUUGCCAAUAAGUUAAUUAGCUCAGUGGACUAUCUGCGAGAGAGCUUUGUAGGGACUCUGGAGAGGUGCCUGAAGAGCCUGGAGGAGUCCUGGGAAGUUUCAGUACAUCCUGCAAGGACUCUGGAGAAGUCAAAGGAUGCUUCUGUACACAUCACAAGCAAUUAUCUGAAACAGAUACUAAAUGCAGCCUAUCAUGUUGAAGUCACUUUCCACUCUGGCUCCACAGUAACCAGGAUGCUCUGGGAACAGAUCAAACAGAUAAUCCAGCGGAUUACCUGGGUCAGCCCCCCUGCCAUCACCAGUGACUGGAAGAGGAAGGUUGCUCAGGAUGCUAUCGAGAGCCUCAGCGCCUCCAAAUUAGCCAAGAGCAUUUGCAGCCAAUUCAGAACCAGGCUCAACAGUUCCCAUGAGGCUUUUGCAGCUUCUCUGCGACAGUUAGAAGAUGGCCAUUCUGGCAGGCUGGAGAAGACAGAAGACCUGUGGCUGAAGGUGCGGAAGGAUCACGCUCCUCGCCUAGCACGGCUCUCCCUGGAGAGCAGAUCCCUCCAGGAUGUGCUGUUGCAUGGCAAACCAAAGCUGGGCCGUGAGCUGGGCCGAGGACAGUAUGGUGUGGUCUAUCUGUGUGACAGCUGGGGAGGGCAUUUCCCAUGUGCACUGAAAUCUGUUGUUCCUCCAGAUGAGAAGCACUGGAAUGACCUUGCACUGGAGUUUCACUAUAUGAGGUCUCUGCAGACACACGAGAGGCUCGUCCACCUCCAUGGGUCUGUGAUAGAUUAUGGCUAUGGAGGAGGCUCCAGCAUUGCUGUCUUACUCAUCAUGGAACGAUUGCACAGAGACCUCUACACAGGACUAAAGGCUGGGCUAGAGUUAGAAACACGACUGCAGAUUGCCCUGGAUGUAGUGGAAGGGAUCCGUUAUCUUCACAGCCAGGGACUGGUGCACAGGGACAUCAAACUGAAAAAUGUCUUGCUUGACAAAAAGAAUCGAGCUAAAAUCACUGAUUUGGGGUUCUGCAAACCAGAAGCCAUGAUGUCUGGCAGCAUUGUGGGCACACCCAUUCAUAUGGCUCCUGAGCUCUUCACAGGAAAAUAUGAUAACUCAGUGGAUGUUUAUGCAUUUGGCAUUCUGUUCUGGUACAUUUGUUCGGGACAUGUGAAGUUACCAGAGGCUUUUGAGAGAUGUGCAAGCAAAGAUCACCUUUGGAACAAUGUGAGAAAAGGAGUCCGCCCAGAGCGUCUUCCAGUGUUUGAUGAGGAAUGCUGGCAGCUGAUGGAAGCUUGCUGGGAUGGAGACUCCUCCCAGCGCCCUCUCCUGGGGAUCGUUCAACCUAUGCUGCAGGGGAUCAUGGACAGGCUCUGCAAGUCCAGCUCUGAGCACCCGAGUAAAGGUUUGGAUGACUCGACUUGAAAAGGAAGCCCAGAAGAGGUUUUUUUUUUUUAAGUGUGAGAGAAUUCUGAACCCCUGACUCUGCAGAUGGCUUCUUCAGAUGUGGCUCUUUGUGGCUAACAUGAGUGGGACAGGUAAAUAGCAACCAGAAGAUUGCUCAUGGAGGUGAGACCUUGGGGACAUUCCAGCUAGAAUUACAGCCAGAAAGAUCUCCUCCAGUACACCCCACUGAUGCUAGUUACCCAGCUGCAGCUUUUCUUAUGGAGUUGUGCAACUAAGAGAAAAAUCCACAGUCUUGAACUGAAAGGGAUUUUUUUUUUUUCCUUUUUUGCCAAUCCCACAGAAAUACCAAGCCAAGGAAAGCAUCUUGUGUGUUCCAGGUGUAGUGUCUGUGUUGCUAGAGGCUGAUUGUCACAGUCUUGACUCAGUAAAGUCAAAGCUCUUCCUGUUAACUGAUGGUCCCUGGUGGCUUUUAGUCCCCAAAACCCUUAUCCCAGGCACCCAGUGAUUGGCACCCAUUCCAGCACAGUGGGAGAGGAGAGAAAGCAGAGGCUUUAGGCUAGAAAAGUGUUCAGGAGCUGAGAGCAUCUCUGCACGAGCUUCUUGUAACACUCAAAAUGUUUACAUUGACAGGAGCAAAGCUUCCAUGUUUUACCUGUGGGGGUUUAUCUGCUGUGCCACUGCAGUGCAAAUACCCCAAGUUAUAAGCUAUUUAUCCCUUGUAUCCCCAGCAGCUCUUAAUUCUGUAAACAAGCUCUUUCUUUCUGGUAAUUCUGCUUUAUAAUUGUUGUCAAUGUCUGAAGAAACCUGAGCUUUUUCUUUUUUACAGUCUUCUGGUAAGAUGGAAGACUGUUCAGAGGUUACAUAUUGUAAUACCAGAACACAAAAGUCAUUACAGCUAAUGACUGUCCCUGGGGAAAGUGCCAGUUCAUUUUAAUUAACUACUGUUUUUCAGAUUAGUUGUAAAGGCAAUGACAGUUUUAAAUGGGGCUAGCUAUGACAGACAUGUUUUUUAAAAUUAAGGUUUCUUCAGCUUUUUUUUGUUUUUUUUUAAAGUCACAUGCUUGGUGAGAGCAUACUGGAGGGAAAACAGGUCAUUCAUUCUUCUUCAGUAGCUUCUUCUGUUGUGGCUGAGUCUUCAUCUGCUCAGUUCUCUCUGGGAUCUCUCAUUUAGCUGUGUUGAAAAGAGUUAAAAUGGGGAAGGAAUCCUUUGCAAGGAAGGUUUUAGGCUUGGGGAGGUCCUGCUGCCCUUUCCAGGAGGGCUGCCUCUCAAAACAAUAUCCUUACCCCUUGCCUUUUGCAUUUCUGGAGCAAGAUUGGUUGAGAUUCCUGAACAAACCUGCUGGGGGGUGGAGGCUGAAAUAAAAAAAAAAAAAAUUAAAAAAAAAAAGCACCUUGUUUUACUACAUGAGGAAAUAACUGAGUUGGGAAGAAGUUCUCCCUGGGUUUACUGUUCCUCCCAGCUGCAGGAACAGCACACCCUGGCUCUGGUUCCCAGGAAAAGCCAGGAAUGUGGCAUCUGGAAUCACUGCACCUUUUUACUGGGAUUUAUUGGCUCAAAUUACAACUGAUAGUCUGCCUGUUAAACAGCUUGAACAAAGGAAAGGGAUACAUAACCCUGCAGUAUUAGUUUAGUUUAAAUCUUCUUUUCUUUGUGCAAUAAACAGAAUUAAUGCUUUUUUAUAUAUAUAUUAUAUAAAAAAAAUAGGUUUGUUUGGGGGUUUUUUUUUUUUUUUUUUUUUUUUUUUACUUAACCUGCACGUGUGGGCAUUUUCCUGGCAUUAUCAGUGUGGUUCUGUACAGGUCCAGCCCUGUAUAGGUUCUGUAGAGGUCCAGCAGCCCAGAACCCCAGCUGCAGAAGAAGAAAUUCCUUCUCCAAAGUAGAAUCCUUGGGCAUUUCCCUGCCCCUGCUCCCUCAUGCCAAUGACACUAACAGUAUUAACUCUGUUCUGCUCUACGUGGUGGUUUGUAGGAACUUUAUUUAAACCUAGGAGAGUCCAGGUCAGUCUCUGGCAAUGAGUAGAAGUAGCUUGUGUAAAUAAGAAAUGUAUGAAUAAAAACUUUAAAAUCUCUGUAUAUGCAAUUCCAGAAAUGUUCCUGUAGAGCUUUUUCCUCCAGACACUUUAUCUGAUGCCUUUUUAUUGUUGUUUGUAACUGCUUUGAUGUCUUCUUUCCAUUUGAUUGCUCUCUCUGCAUGUUCAGCAUUGUAGAUCUGCAGGUUUUCCAGUGCUUCUCUGCAUCCCCCCUCCCCAUUGGGUAUAAAAUCUGCCUGACUGAA